AUGGUGUCGUCGCCAUCGAAGAGAGAGGCCAACCGCAAAGGGAGCAUGCACAAGCAGCUCUUCUGCACAGCGCCGAACUCCUCCGCGACCUCUGCGCCAGUCGUCCUGCCGAUCGGUCACCGGCUGGUGAUGGCGGCGAAAACGUCGAUGAGUGCGCUGAACCAAGAUCUGCGCAUUCCCUCAGAGGCCCACGAGCUCGAGCGCUUCAGCUGGUGGAAGUGCCUCGCGCACCCUGAGGAGGCUGCUGACGGCCUCAUCGUGGAGGGCUACGGCCGCCUGCAGAUUCUCCUCGCUUACCUGCUCCCAGAAGUGACCGACGUCGCCGAAGAGGGCAUUGACGCUUCGCAGUUUAUUACCACGGGCAACAAAGACGCCAAGGAGAGAGAGGAGAGCGGUCUGACUCACGUCGGCCGUCGCGACUUCACUGUCAGCAGCCUCGCACCUUCAAGAGGAUACGUUCGCGUCAGCCUCAACGGCGUGCCGGUCUACCGCAGCGGAGUUCUCAACAUCUCUCCCGAAGGCCUGAACGAUACCGCUGCGGUCGUGAGCGGCGAAAAGGAAGAAGCGCGCCUGCCAAACACGAUUUUCAACGAACGCAUUGAGGUUCAGAUUCAUCAGCCCUACAGCGUUCUGCGAGUCGAACUCUUCAACCGGGACACAACGCUGGGCGUGAUCGCCGACGACGACCUCCUCGGCGUUUUCGAAAUACCCAUUCACCUCAUGCUUCCCUUCAAGGUGUAUGACCUCGAGGUGGAGUUUCCGCCUCAGUUUCUGCGCGACGAGAACGAGGAGUGGAUCGCGGGGCAGGGCCUGGACUCGCCGUUCAUUCUGGGAGAGAAGCGGCUGGUCUCUGCGGCGGCGACUGCGCAGCUGCUGCAGACGAAGCAGAUUUUUGAUGCGGACGCGGGGCUGAGCUUCGAGAGCGAGGGAGCCUCGGAGCAGAAAUCCGAGGACACUCGCAAGCCUUCGUCGACUACCGGCGACGCGGCGGCCGCCCCGCCCCCUUGCAGGACCCUCGACACGCCGAUGAAGACGGAGGCGCGUGCGGCUAAGGAAGAGAGCGAAGCUAAGGUCUGCGCGGGAGACAUCGAUCUGCUCACAUGCACCAUGAACGUCGCGGCGGCCGCGGCAGCCUCCGCGCCUCAGGUCGCCGGUCUGCGGUCUUCGUCCUUCACGGUGGAGUCGCGCUCCACAAUCAUCGACGAGUGGGAAGAAACCCCGCGCCCGCCCCUCCUCCCGGAGGGCUACUCCUGCGGUCCGCGACUUCGCUGCCUCUUCAAAAUGGAAAUCGUCGGGAGCAUCCCCAAGGGACGGGUCGGCUCGGAGAAAAAACCUGGGAGCUACGUCUCCGAGAUGUGUGCGCUCGCGCUCCCCGUGAUAGACUCUGCGGAUGAGGCGUCUCUGCCGCCUCUCAACUUCCGCAAGCUGUGGCAUGACAUCAAGAGGCUCAAGUACCUCACUUGGGCUUGCGUGCUGAACAGCCUCGUUCAUAGCGUCGCGGCCAUUCCGGCUUGGGAGCACCCGUUCGUCUCUGGCUGCUGCCUCGCGGGCGUUCUGCUGGCGACGCUGCAGCCGCAAAUGAGCUUCGCCCUUCUCUUCUUGCUGCUGGGCAUUCUCUGCCUUAUGCUAUCUCUCACUCCGCUCUCGAACACGACGGAGGCGGCGAUCGCAGCCGCUUCAGUUCUGUCUGAUGCCAAGAGAAAACCUCCAGCGGCUGCACUCGGGCCGGACUCGAAACUGGGGCCUGCGACAGACAAAGGGAAAGAGGGCGACGCGAAGGGCCGCGGGCCGUCGUCUCUGCAGGCGUUCGAAGAUCAGCAGCAGUCGGAUGAGGCGACGAUGGAGGACUCUUUGCUGAAGUCACUUCUGAGUUCGGCUGUGCCGCAGACUCUGCAUGUGCAAAUCCGCCAGGCUCACAAAACACUUUUGAAGGUCACGGCGGCCGUCUUGCACUUCCACGAGAAGUUGAGGAAGCGACGCGAGAUGGUUGUCGGCAUGCUGUGGUUGCUCUCGAUUCUCUCGUUCUACCGACCGAACAUCGCCGGCAUGGCUCUCCGCUACGGCUGCGGCGGUGCAGCGGUGCUGCUUCUGAUCCACCGCAUGCCGGGCCUGAGUCUCUGCCUGCGCUUCCUCCUUGUCGUCUUCGCGUACCUAAGGCUUCUGCAUCAGCGUCGCACGCGACAGAAUCUCGUCGCGGCGCCGUUUUCGCCUUCGGUGUGA
Besnoitia besnoiti is the source of this 2220-nucleotide messenger RNA. RefSeq lists its product as uncharacterized. The transcript is spliced from 12 exons. The coding region runs from base 1 to 2220 and encodes 739 amino acids. The record is from RefSeq and is a predicted model, not a curated record. NCBI's taxonomy places the organism in Eukaryota, Apicomplexa, Conoidasida, Eucoccidiorida, Sarcocystidae.